GGAUAUCCCGGGAGUUUAAUCCACUCGUGGUGUUUGUUGCAGCCGCUUCAGAAACGGCGGAGAACUGUGGAGGAUUUCAACCAGUUCUGCACCUUCGUUCUGGCCUAUGCAGGCUAUAUCCCGUACCCUGAAGAGUAUGUGCCCUGGACCCACGGAGGCAGCAUGAGCCCCCAGAACAGCACGGGGAGCACUCAGGACAGCGACAGCUCGACCUCAUCUCACUCCUCCGAUGGCCACAUCCCAAUGGACAGUAGGAAGAGCAGAAAUGCUGUGGCCAGGGGGGCUGUGGGCAGUGGCCUGCUAAUGAACAGCCCUGCCUUUUCCACCGCCUUCUACAACGUCCGGCCCCAGCAAAUCAAACGGAAGAAACCACCAGCGAAGAAACGCAUUUUGGAGCAGGAGGUGAAGAAGAGGGUGCCGCUGAGUGCUUGGAAGGACUUUGGGGCAGAGCAGGAUGGGGUGAAGCAGCUGGCUGCACUGGCAGGACAGCUGUCUCCUGUGAAAGAGGAGCUAUUGGAGCCUUCUCUCAACCCGCCUGGGGAGCCCCAUCCCAACUCGGUCCUGGAGGAGCCGAUGAUGGAGGAGAAGGACUUGAUGUACGGAGCACAGGGAACUGAGAAGCCAGCAGAUGAUCCUCAGCUUAAGGAGCAUGACCCCUUCUCUGGAGAGAGGAAAAGCCCUAGUCCCUGUAAUACCUUGGACCAAAGCACAGGGGAAGAUACAAGCAGAGACACCUCCCAGCUCAGUGUUGAAUUCGCAGAAGUUCCCAACGCCAAAGCAGAAGACGAUGAUGCCUGGGAUCUGAUCACCUGCUUCUGCAUGAAGCCCUUUGCAGGGAGGCCCAUGAUUGAAUGUAACGAAUGCGCUACCUGGAUCCACCUCUCUUGUGCCAAGAUCCGCAAAUCCAACGUGCCUGACAUUUUCAUCUGCCAGCGGUGCCGGGAUGCCAAGCAGGAGAUUCGCCGCUCCAACCGAGCUCGGACAGUGCCCCGCAAGCGCCUCGUUGACUGAUGCUCCUGCAGAGCAGGAAGGCUGGGGGCCCCUUUUUAACCUGAAGACUUAGACAAUCAAUGCACUGGCAGGGGAGGGGCUGGGACACAGGGCCAGACUGUCCCCCUCACACCUCUGGCCCCUGAAAGCUGCCCUGCUGUCCUCCCCGAGGAUCAUACUGGCAUAGAGCUUGGUUAUCCCAGAAGUGUGUGGGGGAUAGGAGGAUGGUCCAGAUGCUCAUCCCUGUGGGUGGUGUGUUAGUGUUUGUGAUCUCCUGGGGCCCCACAUGCACUAACUGUUGGAUCCCAUCUCCUCCUCACAGCCCCUCCAAAGAGCCCUGCCCAUGUGCCUUCUGCACUUUCCCUGGGGGAUGCAGGCCCCUCUCCUGUCCUGGUGACACUCAGCUCAGCCCCCACCUGCCAGUCCCCAUGACUAUGAUUCUUAACUGGGUUCUUUCCUACUUGCACAUCUGGUUACUGUGGGACCACAGCUGGGGGCAGGGUGUGGGACAGGCCCCUGUCACACAGCAGCCCCCAGGCUCGUCCCUGUGCCUCUCUCCUCCUGUGGAAAGCCUGGGCCCCAAA
Molecule: messenger RNA, 1574 nt
Organism: Ficedula albicollis (Collared flycatcher)
Lineage: Eukaryota; Metazoa; Chordata; Aves; Passeriformes; Muscicapidae
Product: PHD finger protein 13-like
Exons: 4
Biological process (GO): mitotic chromosome condensation
Molecular function (GO): chromatin binding
Source: RefSeq, a predicted model, not a curated record